Helobdella robusta is the source of this 804-nucleotide messenger RNA. RefSeq lists its product as hypothetical. The record is from RefSeq and is a predicted model, not a curated record. The coding region runs from base 1 to 804 and encodes 267 amino acids. The transcript is spliced from 6 exons. Lineage: Eukaryota; Metazoa; Annelida; Clitellata; Rhynchobdellida; Glossiphoniidae.
AUGAACUUCUCGUGGAAAUGUAAAACAAUUUUUGUCGUUUUCCUGUUCAUCAUCAAAUAUUCCUCAGCAGACCUUGAGGAAAACAACAUAUGCGGGGGUGAGAAACGAGAACUUGUGGCCCAUCCGAAGAAUUGUUCCCUGUAUUACAAAUGUUCUCAAAAGCAAGUCAGCAGUCUCAAUGCCUGCCAAUCAGCUGAUUCAAAGUGGUUACAUGAAGAUUCUGACAAAAAUGAUGACAAGAAACAGAAUAAAUAUCUGCCGAAAAGUAUUUCAAUCAAACUUCCCACCGGGAAACAAACGACGACUCAGCUCAAUUUGGCGAAAAAACCAAACUCAACCGACAAUUUGGUUAUUUUGUGCAACACUCGUGGUAGAGUGGAAAAGUGGGUCGCUUCAGAAAACGAAACUUGGAGCGUGUACAGUGAUCUGAAAACUGAAUCGUCCAUCUCAGUGGCUACGCGGAUUGAAGGUGGCAAAAAGAAGUUAAUUUAUGAUGGUUCGUUUGUUGCCAACAAGACGAGAUACAGCCUCAGACCAAACGAAGGAAAACGAUCUUACCCACUGGACCCAAACAAAACGAAGUUCAUUUCUCUCAACGACACAACUUAUAUUCUGACUGAAGAAAACUACACCGCUGGUCAAUAUGAUUUUGUGCGAGCCGAACAAUCGGGGCCAGCCAACGUGACCUCGGUGAUGACUGACUUGGAAAAGUUGGUGAACGCACAGCUGCAAUCAACUUCAUCACAAAGAAGAUAUGGACUGGAGUUGUUCAUUGUUCUCGAUUACUCUAUAUUCUACAAGUAA